Molecule: messenger RNA, 1086 nt
Organism: Aureobasidium melanogenum CBS 110374
Lineage: Eukaryota; Fungi; Ascomycota; Dothideomycetes; Dothideales; Saccotheciaceae
Exons: 4
Coding region: 1-1086 (361 amino acids)
Molecular function (GO): nucleic acid binding
Source: RefSeq, a predicted model, not a curated record
AUGGCCAAGAACAAACAACAACAAGAAAAGCCGAGCCUUUCGUUCGAUGACAUGAUCAAAGCAGAUCGCCAAAAGCGCAAAGCAGAGAACCUCGCCCAGGAGAUCUUUGGCAAGAGUCGUCGCCAAAGUGCUCCCCAGAACAACUCCAACAACAAAAGAUCGCAAACGCCUGUGGGUGGAAGUCUGGCCAGUCGAGUCGGCAUCACAAAGCGCUCAUCUUCGGCCGCAUCCCUCCCAACUCUCGGCAAACAGCAUCAAAACCGUGGAGCUCAAAAGAACCGCAACAACCGUCAACAGCUUGGAGGUGCAGACACAAGAAGAGAUGCAGCAUACCAAACAGCAGCACAACAGGCUCCUCCUGCCUCAUUCAACAUCAAGCCGCGAUCAUUUGCGACCGUCGACAGCGAAAUAACAAUUCGCGGAGCCGCUGGUCCUUAUUGUGUCGUCGCCAGCAACUUUGCGCCAGGAACAACAGCUGCCGACAUUGAGAGUGUCAUGGCUCCAGUCGGCGGUGAAAUGUCUGGCUGUAAGUUGGUCUCUGCCUCGCCUACGGUGAUUGCAGAGAUGCUCUUCUUGGACAAGGCUGGUGCUGACAAUGUUAUCAACAUGUUCAAUGGCAAGAAGGCUGAUGGAAGGAUCUUGUGCGUCUACCUUAAGGAGGGAGGCCCAUCGCAAUCACUCCGUUCUUCUGCUACACCGCGCGUCGCUUCUCCAAUCGUCGUAACCCAACCAGAAAUCGCCCAAGAACAAGGAGCUGAGGAUACAAUGGAGAUUGAACAAACAUACCCAACCGAGCCCAGCCCUCUUCCACCCCACGAGCCUUCUCCACGUCCCGCUUACAACAACUCACGGCCCCGCGAUGGUAGAGCUUCCUACCGCGAAGAUUACGACCGUGGAAACCGCCAUGCGGAACCAGACUAUCAAGAUGGAAGAUAUGGUUUCAACGAGCAACGCUAUAACGAGCCGCGCUAUGAUGAUCGCCGUCCCAGAUACCGAGAUGAGGGUCGCAUGUACUCGGACGACAUGAUGCGUGGAGGUUCUCGUAGAGGUGGGGGAGGUCGCGGUGGUGGUCGCUACCGUGGAUAG